UUAAUACUUUAAUAACUAUAGUAAUUAACUUAUACCAGCUUUAGGAAGGAGAAUGAUACUAAAAUACAACAUCUUAACCUGAUUGUUCUGAUAGGAAGGCUUACUAUUUUUAUUAUUCAAGGAAGUAAACAAUUAAUAAAACUUAAGGUUUGGAUGCAAUAUUUUUGCCUAAAGGUUAGAGAGAACGUAAAAUCACAACAAUGUCACAUGACAUGUUUGCAGAAUCUGAGCCUAUGCAGGUAACUUGUACACCGAUGAAAGCUCCUAGGACACCAUCUAUGACUCCUACAAGAUCAGGCAGAAGACGACGGCCUUCCAUAUCGGACCGGGCUCCCAAACCAGAUUCCAAGUACUUCUCACAACCUGUUCGUACAGAAGACUUUUACGACCUAAGGAACAGACUAGUCCCCUUAAAUGACAAUGAACUUUGGUUGCAAUAUGGCAUAAAGCCAAGCCCACAAAUAAGAUCCUCUGUCAACUUUCAACCCAACCUACGAGAGGAAACAACCACCUCAACAAAGGAAGAAGUGAAACAUGAUAUGGCAGAGAGACAGAGACUUAAGGAGAAAGUUUUCAAUUUUGCUAAGUGUUUGAGGAUGUUAACCCUCAUAAUCAUCAGUGCGUUUUUAGGGGCGUGUUGUUAUGCUUAUAUAGAGCAUAACCUUUUGUUUACUGACAACUACAGGUGUCAUCCACAAAUAGAACAGGAUGUUCAGAUGAAAGAGUCAGAGGAUUCAACUUAUUCUUCACAUCUGGAAAGCUCAGUGGUUCGUCUCUCAGAAGAAUUAAAAUAUUUAAGAAAUCACUGCAACAAAAUUCAGGAAAAUCAAAGUAGUGAAGUAUUACCACACCCCCAAAGAGGAGUUUUGGAAGAACUACUGGUGGCAGACUUGGUCAGUGCUGGCAACCUAGGCUCUGUGUUAGCCACGCCGCAGACCAUCACAUACACUGUGCCUACGACCAUCACUCUUCUAUGGCUGUUCUCCUUCACUGUACAACUGAACCAUAGAUCACCCACAACUACUAUUGAGGGGUUGAUCCAAGAGGUGGGAGACUGUUGGCCGUUCCUUGGUAGCCAAGGAAGACUCGUUUUGAAGUUACACAGAAGCAGUCAUAUCACUGGGGUGUCUAUUAGUCACAUACCUUCCUCACUCAUCGUAUCUGGAGAUAUCAGCUCAGCUCCUCGGAUAUUCCAGAUGUGGUCUCUUAGUCACAUACCUUCCUCACUCAUCGUAUCUGGGGAUAUCAGCUCAGCUCCUCAGAUAUUCCAGAUGUGGUCUCUUAGUCACAUACCUUCCUCACUCAUCGUAUCUGGGGAUAUCAGCUCAGCUCCUCGGAUAUUCCAGAUGUGGUCUCUUAGUCACAUACCUUCCUCACUCAUCGUAUCUGGGGAUAUCAGCUCAGCUCCUCAGAUAUUCCAGAUGUGGUCUCUUAGUCACAUACCUUCCUCACUCAUCGUAUCUGGGGAUAUCAGCUCAGCUCCUCGGAUAUUCCAGAUGUGGUCUCUUAGUCACAUACCUUCCUCACUCAUCGUAUCUGGGGAUAUCAGCUCAGCUCCUCAGAUAUUCCAGAUGUGGGUAUGUAUCUUAUAG
Macrosteles quadrilineatus (aster leafhopper) is the source of this 1592-nucleotide messenger RNA. RefSeq lists its product as uncharacterized. Gene Ontology annotation, cellular component: nuclear envelope; meiotic nuclear membrane microtubule tethering complex. The transcript is spliced from 16 exons. Lineage: Eukaryota; Metazoa; Arthropoda; Insecta; Hemiptera; Cicadellidae. Gene Ontology annotation, biological process: nuclear envelope organization. The record is from RefSeq and is a predicted model, not a curated record. The coding region runs from base 201 to 1592 and encodes 463 amino acids. Gene Ontology annotation, molecular function: protein-membrane adaptor activity.